AAAGAAGAAGAAGCAACAGGCCACAGUAACAACAUCCGAUCAGUAGGUGGCGCUGGUGAGUCUGAAUGAGGAAGUGGCGGAAGCGUUGACUGUGUCGCGGGUUCAGCAUCGCCAUUUCACAUUUCAUUCAUUAAUGUCAAGGCCUACAUCCCUUUAUAGGAAACUUGGAAAUCCAUCAUGGUGAAACUUUUUAUUGGCAAUCUUGCCUGCGAUACCACCGCAGAGGAGCUGCGUGAACUCUUUGAGAAAUAUGGCAAAGUCUCAGAAUGUGAUAUUGUCAAAAACUAUGGUUUUGUUCACAUGAACAACAUGGCUGAGGCAGAGGAGGCCAUUCGAAACCUGCACCAGCACGAGUUGAAUGGUUGGCACAUGAAUGUGGAGAUGAGCAAAGGGAGGCCCAGGUCCACCACCAAGCUGCAUGUCAGCAACCUUCCUGAUGAGGUCACCAGUGAUCUUCUGCGGAGCAAGUUUGAGGAGUUUGGCCCAGUUGUGGAGUGUGACAUAGUGAAAGACUAUGCCUUUGUUCACAUGGAGCGAGUAGAUGAUGCCAUGGAUGCCAUCAGUAAGCUGGACAACACAGCUUUCAAAGGCAAGCUGAUGAGCGUACAGCUGUCCACCAGUCGGCUUCGCACAGCCCCAGGAAUGGGAGAUCAUACUGGCUGUUAUGUCUGCGGGAAACAUGGUCAUUGGUCUAAAGACUGUCCUGUCGGUCGGAACGGUAGCCACGGUGACGACAUGAGAGGUUACAGCGGCCGGGCCCCACCUUGCGGUCCUCUAGGUUAUGGCGGGGGAAGCUAUGGGAUGGCCCAACCUUCAGCAGCUGAUUACAUGAGUAACUCUGCGUAUAGUCAGGCUAGUUAUCCGGGUGGGAUACCACCCCCCCCUCGUAGGUUUGGUGGCUAUGGCUCUGAGCUCGGAGUUGGGUACGCCAGCAGGGCACCAGGCCCUUAUGUUGAGAGGUCGAUGGGUUAUGAUCUAAGCGGUUUUGGUUAUUAUAAUAAAUACAGAGUUCGCCCUUAUGGCGCAAGCUAUUUCGAAGCUCGUCGUUUGUCCUAUCUUCCUCCCCCACCACCACCUCCUUCCUCCCUUUCAAAGGUUCCCCCCAGUACAGAUCCAUAUGAACGGCGGCCACUGGCUCCCUCGUCAUCAGCUGCAUACUUCGCACGAGAGCGCAGCCCAAUCAGACGAGUGCCUGGCUCCUCAACUAGUUACACGUAUGAGCGUACUCGACUGUCACCAGUUUCAUCAUCCAAGGCCUCCUACUCUGAUGCACGAGCCAAGGAUCAACAGUUUUCACCUUAUUAAAGUCAUGCUGCCAAGGUGUUGCUUUGUACUGCAGGACUUUUCCUUUGCUGUCAUUUCUUCAAGCUUCGUGAUUCCAUCAGCGUUGACAAUACAAAGCAAAACACACAAGAUACGAAGAUUCACCUCAAAACUGUGUUGGUCUCUUCCAAGCGCCUGAGUUGGCAACUGUCUGCAGCUGACACAUUCUCUCUUAAUAAGGAUGGUAAUUAACUGUUUGGCAUUGAUUAUAAUACAAUUUCUGACUUGUUAUGCAGGAUUUCAGUUGAGCUUUAGCCAUGCUUUAAGUUUUUCUCACCUACGACCUUUCUUUACAUUAAGCAAGUUGUUAAGCUCCAAACUUCAACAUAGCACAAUAAUAUUUUGUCUUUUGUUUAUUUAAAAAAGCUGAAUUUUAAUUUUAUGGGCUUUAUGUUACCAUAGAGUACAUAGUUUCAUUUAGGUUUAUGUCUUGUCAAAUGUACACAUUGAAUCUGUGACAGUUUGAGGGAAAUUCUUUUCAAGUUAAUAGUUAUUUUGGCAAAUAUAAAGUAUCAUGGUAUGGACAUUAAAACGUGUGUAGCUUUUAUGGCGGCAAGAUGAAAGAGUGAAAUUCAGCUCUAAUUUCAGAAGUUCUCUUCAUCCCUUGUUUGCCUUGAAUGCAGCUCAAGUGUUCUUGUUUCUUUUACGUAUAAACAGCAAUCCUAUGUUUUACAUGCUUAUGUAAAUUAUCUUUAUACAUUGCAUGAUACCACUUGGUUGUAGUGCAGGAGAGCAUUAUCAAGCUCCUCAUCACACAUCUGACACAAACUAAUUUCAAUUAGAUGGAUGUCGAGUACAAUUUAUUUAAUUGAAUUAAAUUAAAAAAAAAACGCAAAUACCACCGAUGUCAAACAGGUUCUUAGAGAAAUGAAUGAAAAUUUGUGGUGCUGGUGUGGCUUCAUUUUCAGAUGGCAAAUGAGCGCAUCUCAAACAUUCCAUACAAAAAACUAGGAAAGAAGUGUGACUGAGUGAUGCCUAACAAGAAUAUUGCUUUACAUGAAUUGUGAGAGUAAAGAAAUUCUCUAUCCAGUGACAAUGUUACAUAUUGUCUGCAUUUAACAAAUUAACCCACCAUGCUUAUUAUUUCAGUCUGGGAUUUUUUCUGUACAGCUGAUACAAACAUGUAAGGCAGGACUCAGGGCUUGGACUGUGUCAAAUACAAGGCGCUCCUUAAAAAUGUGCCUUGAUUUGUUUAGCAUAUAGAUGGUUUUCAAUUGAAUUGUAUUUUUUCAUACCAGCAUACAACAGAAAAAAAUCUCAAUUCAAAAAUGUUUAAUAAAGCUAAUUUUGUUUUGAUGCCUGA
Molecule: messenger RNA, 2626 nt
Organism: Betta splendens (Siamese fighting fish)
Lineage: Eukaryota; Metazoa; Chordata; Actinopteri; Anabantiformes; Osphronemidae
Product: RNA-binding protein 4.1-like
Exons: 4
Coding region: 178-1305 (375 amino acids)
Cellular component (GO): cytosol
Molecular function (GO): zinc ion binding; mRNA binding
Source: RefSeq, a predicted model, not a curated record